UUGAAACGAGAGAGUGUAAAUAUACUUACGAAAAAAUCAACAAAAGACAUUCUCGCCAAACAUAUUUCAUACAGUCAUGAGACGCAAAAGAACUCGGACACAACUGCAGUGCCACAAGGUGAACAAACUCCAGUAACACAACUAACGGAAAUAUUUAAUUGUGAUAUUUGCGAAUUUAAAACAUCUCAAAAACGUUGUAUCUUGGCACAUCUUAAAGCGCACGUCGCUAAACAAGUGUACUGUUGUAAUAAUUGUGAUUAUAAAUGUAUUAAAAAAAGUAAUUUGCAAAUGCAUAUGAAAAUACAUACCGGGGAAAAACCUUAUUCGUGUAAUAUCUGUGAAUUUAAAUGUAUUCUAAAAAGAAGUUUGCAAACACAUAUGAAAAUACAUACUGGAGAAAAACUUUAUUCCUGUAAUAUCUGUGAAUUUAAAUGUAUUCAAAAAAGUAAUUUGCAAACACAUAUGAAAAUACAUACCGGAGAAAAACCUUUUUCGUGUAAUAUCUGUGAAUUUAGAUCUAUAAGAAAAGAGCAGUUGAAAAAUCAUUUAAAAACACACACUGGAGAAAAACCUUUUUCGUGUAAUAUCUGUGGAUUGAGAUAUAUUACAAAAAGUAGUUUGCAAAGGCAUAUGAAAAUACAUACCGGAGAAAAAUCUUUUUCGUGUAAUAUCUGUGAUUUUAGAUGUAUAAGAAAAGAUCAGUUGCAAAGGCAUCUAAAAAUACACCCUGGAGAAAAAUCGUAUUAG
Molecule: messenger RNA, 747 nt
Organism: Parnassius mnemosyne (clouded apollo)
Lineage: Eukaryota; Metazoa; Arthropoda; Insecta; Lepidoptera; Papilionidae
Source: the annotation of a GenBank genome assembly